Aureobasidium subglaciale EXF-2481 is the source of this 1299-nucleotide messenger RNA. RefSeq lists its product as uncharacterized. The transcript is spliced from 2 exons. NCBI's taxonomy places the organism in Eukaryota, Fungi, Ascomycota, Dothideomycetes, Dothideales, Saccotheciaceae. Gene Ontology annotation, molecular function: glycylpeptide N-tetradecanoyltransferase activity. The record is from RefSeq and is a predicted model, not a curated record. Gene Ontology annotation, cellular component: cytoplasm. The annotation marks the transcript as partial. Gene Ontology annotation, biological process: N-terminal peptidyl-glycine N-myristoylation.
AAAGAUGGCAAAAAUCCCCAGGACUACAGAUUCUGGAACACCCAGCCAGUGCCCCGAUUAGACGACCUGAGCCUUUCAACCGAAAACGCUGCUCCUGCAAACUCACAUCCCGACGGCGCAAUCCUCCCCAUCGCCUCAUGUCAAGAACUGGCAAAAGCUCCUCCAGAGCCUUUAAUCCAAGGCUUCGAAUGGUGCGAAAUCGACGUCAAUGAACCUUCUGAACUCCUGGAACUGCAAAACCUACUCUACAACCACUACGUAGAAGAUGACGAUGGCUCUUUCCGUCUCAAUUACUCCACCGAUUUCCUAGCCUGGGCACUUCGCUCACCCGGCUGGUCAAAAGACUGGCACAUAGGCGUCCGCACAACAUCCAAAAACGGCAAGACAGGUAAAUUAGUCGCUUUUGUCGCCGGUGUGCCUAUAACGCUUGGAGUACGCGAAAAUGUUAUCAAAGCUGUCGAAAUCAAUUUCCUCACUAUACAUCAAAAGUUACGUGGGAAAAGACUGGCCCCGGUGCUUAUCAAAGAGAUUACGAGGAGAUGUUAUGCAAAGUGUGUUUAUCAAGCGCUUUACACUGCUGGGACUGUGUUGCCAGCUCCUGUGGCUAGUUGUCGGUAUUAUCACAGGACGUUGGAUUGGGAUCAUCUUUACAAGACUGGGUUUUCACAUUUGCCGCGAGGAUCUACGGCUCUGCGGCAAAGUGUCAAGUAUAGACUUGAGAAGAAGACUGCGACGAAAGGGUUGAGGAAGAUGGAAGGGGAAGAUUUGGCUAGGGUUUGUGAGUUGUUGAACGCGUAUUCGAGCAAGCACAGUCUGAGACAGCAGUGGACGGAGCAGGAAGUUCUGCAUCAUUUUUGCUCGGAAGCUUCGAAAAACAUCGUUUCGAGUUUUGUCGUCGAGGUGAAUGGCAAGAUCACAGACUUCAUGUCCUAUUAUUUGCUCGAAUCAACCGUCCUCCGCUCUGCGUCCACAAACGAAACAAUACGAACAGCAUACCUCUACUACUACGCCAUCUCUCCACACCCAACCCCAACUUCUGCAGACCUUCAAGCUACACACAUCCAGUCCCUAAUCCACGAUCUCCUGAUCCUAGCAAAAAUCUCCAACCACCACGUCUUCAACGCCCUAACGAUAAUGGAUAACCCUCUUUUCCUGACACAGCAGAAAUUCGAACCUGGGACUUCGUAUUUGCAUUUCUAUCUCUUUAAUUGGAGGACUGGGAAGGUGGGGAAUGGUGUUGAUGAGGCAGGGCGGGCGAAUAUGGCGGAUGGAGGGGGUGUUGGCGUGGUUAUGUUGUGA